AUGUACGCGGAGAAGGUGCGGUCGGUGGCCAACCGGCCCGGGGCGAAGGCCCAGACGUACGUGCGAGACUGCUGCGGGGUCUCGGUCAAGGCCCUCUUCGUGCUGGGCCACCGCGUGGCCGUGGACUACCUGGCGGGCAGGGCCAGCGUGGACGGCUGGAUACACUGCCAGGCGGCCGCGCGGGACGCGGCGAUGCUGCUGGGGCUCAGGAGGCGGCUGCAGGAGGUGCUCCAGCGGCUGCUCAGCAAGCCCUCCUUCGAGGUGCCCGGCGGCGAGGACCAGGAGGUCAUCAACGCGGUCACCAGCCUCCUGGUGAUGGACAUCGAGCGCGCCCUCGGGCCCUCUGCGGCGCGCGGGGGAAAGAGAGGCGCGCAGGUCGCCGGGCAGCUCGCGGUGUGCGCGGGGGUCCUGGACAUGAUGGUGCACAAGCACGGGAACCACGUGAUCCAGAA
Messenger RNA from Prorocentrum cordatum, 452 nucleotides. NCBI's taxonomy places the organism in Eukaryota, Dinophyceae, Prorocentrales, Prorocentraceae. The record is from the annotation of a GenBank genome assembly.